Messenger RNA from Schistosoma rodhaini, 4886 nucleotides. The record is from the annotation of a GenBank genome assembly. NCBI's taxonomy places the organism in Eukaryota, Metazoa, Platyhelminthes, Trematoda, Strigeidida, Schistosomatidae.
GCGAAAUUCAAAUAACCGAACUAUUGAUCAAAGCAUGCGCGCAUAGGUACAAAUGCUAAUGAAAAUACAGUAUCGGUCAUCUCAUGAUAAGAGAAGUAACCAUGAAGCAUGUUAAUGAGUCAGAGACCUGUCAAAUACUAGUUACCAAUUGUGUAGUCCUCCUUCUAAGUUUUACAUUUCAAUCCAACCGGGAUUUUUUUAAAGACUUCUGGUUUAACUUUUAUCUCUAUAAUUUUCGUCGAUCUGAAAACGAAUUUUUGCGUCGAGGAGACGAUAACGUGUAGUCUAAAUAGCAAAUAAAUUUAUAGUGAUGCCAUUAAAAACUAAUGGAUACCCAAAUAUCAGUAUGAUCUGGGAAACUAGAAUACAGACAUCCUAAUAUAACAUACGCUUAAUAUUUCUGAGUAGCAAGGUCGAUAUAUAAAGACAAUAUAUAAGACUAUGUCCUAUGAAUUUGUACAGGGAGCCAGAUUAGAAAGUUUCUAAAUAGCGACUGGCACUACAAGUUUGCAUUCUAACUAUCUAUGUAGCUUAUGAUGUAUAGAAUCAUUAUUGCAGGUCAAUUUAGCGAUUAUCUUAGCAAUAUUAGGUUCAAGUGACUAGAUUUUUGUGCUCAUAGAGUAUUUCAUAUUUAUCUUCAUUAUUUGAUAAACUGAAAGACAUACUGUCACUAAAACGGCUUAUUUUGAGUAAUAUACGCAACUCAUGUUACGGAUUUAUCGUGGUACGGUAGUACAGAAGUACUUACAGAACUCUUCAAUGCUAUUAAUCCAAAAACCAAUCAACCUUCGUGCUAUUUUACCUUCACCUAUGUCCUACAGGUUUCACAUAAGUAAGUAUGCUUAUUAUUAUUGUAUCUUUAAAUGUAGAAUUCAAAACAUAGGGUUUCGAAAUAUUUGGGGCUUCACAGUAACUUUUCCAGAUUCCCUUGAAUUAUUUACCUAGGAAACAGAGGAUACGUAUCUCAUGUCAUCCGAAAAAAUCUGAGCCCUAGAAGUCAAUAUGAACAGGGUGCUACAGUCGAAAUGAAAAUAGACGCACAUAACAAAAAAUGAUGACAAUGACAAAUCUUUCCAAGGAACAAGAUGAAAAUAAUCAGGAUGUAUUGGAAUUUGAAGAUAAUCUUGAGAAGAUGUCACGCGACUUAGUCACAGAUAUUUUAAAUCGGGCUAGAUCUUCAAUUACACAUGAAUCAUUGGAUACAAAACAGAUUAUGUUGCCUUCGCAAGAUUUUGCAUCAUCACAACCACAGUUAUCGAUAACGACUCCAUCUCCACCUAAAUAUGUUGGUGAAAAUGAUAAGAAUGUGGAAGAAUGUGCUAAUGCGUUUGGCAUUACACCAGUAAGUCAAAAGUCUGUCAUAAAUGAGGAGAUUCAACCCUCAAAUGUUCAUGAAGAUCUAACUAUCCAACAAGCACCAUCUGAAGAAAAGCUUCCUAAUCAGUAUCAAACAAAAUUUGAUUUCAAGUCAAAUAUUUUAAAUGAUUUCAGAGGUAUUGGAGUUGGCUCAGCUACACCGGAUACUCCACGUCAAAGAGAUUAUCAAUGGAAAUCAGGUAUAGAUUUACCUCCUACAAAUAAUACUCCUUUCACUCAUUCAUACAACUAUCCUCAGAAACCUGUUUAUUUAAGAGAAAUGUCUUUGUCGCCUCCAAGUCUUUCACGUGAUUUAAUUAAAGAUGAUUUAAUUACAUCAUCUCGACCAACCAAUUCUAAUUGUAUUGACGAAUUCACAACAUCAUGUCGAAUGUUGACAUACAGACAAGAUUCCCCAACAGUUAUAAAUACAGAUGAUAUUGAACAAAAGUUAAAACCAUUUAGUAUACCUCUACCAAUCUAUAUUCCUUCAACAGCCUGUACACGUAUUCUUAAACAAUCUGAAGUUUAUAAAUUUACCGGAGACUAUAAUUCACAGCCAAGCAGACUUAGAUACAAUGAUUCUGAAAUUGGUAAAUUAUCACAUAGUGACAGUAUAUCAUCAGAAUUAGAAAAACUAAGUAACGACCAUAAAAACUAUAGUUACGUAACAAAUAAAAAACAAUCUAAAAAACCAAAUAUACCCCGUUUACAAUUACCUUCAAGUCCAAAACUAUCACAUUCACCUAAAACUAAUUCAAUAAGAAUUCGUAAAUCUUCAUUACCACGUCAUAGUAUUCCAAUAAGUAAAUCAAACAAUUUAAAAAUACCGAAAUCUACAAGUUCAUCACUGUGUUGGUGGGAACCCCUUCAUCAACAUGAUACUUCUAUUAUAGAAUCCUAUAAUGAUAAAUUUAAUUUACCUGAACCUAAUCCAGAAGUAUUAAAACAUUAUUAUUAUUUAUGUUCUCAACAACCAAUAAAAGAAGCUACACUUAUGAAAGCAAUUAAUGAAGCAGAAAUUCAAGCAAAAUAUAAUAAAAUUGCACAUUAUGAAUAUUUAAGACAAAAAUCUUUACAACAACAACGACAUAAACGAACUCGAUUUUUAAAUUCACAUCAAUCUAGAAAGUUCGAUAUGGAAUUGAAACAUUUAAACAAAACAAAUCAUCAUACUACUAAUAAUAAUAAUAGUAGUAUCAAUAGUAACUAUAGAUUAAGUCUAUGUAGACCUGAACAAUUUACACAUUUAUUACAAAAAGAGAAUAAACCAAAUAAAUCAUUUCAAUAUCCGAAUAAAGAUGAUCCCUAUUCAAUUAUGAUGAAAAAAUCAAAAAAACAACGAUCAAUAUUGAGUAGUACAGUUCAUAAUUCAAAACCUAGAAAAGUAUCUUCAAGAUCAAAUAGUCAAGUUCGUAGUUCAUUGAAAGUACGUAAUAAAAGUUUAGAUAAAAAUGACAACAUCAAUCAUCAUAAUCAUUUUGAUCAUCAUGAAAGAAGAUUACAUAGUUCAAAUAAUCGAAGAACACAAAUAAGUCAAUCUCCAAUUGAUAAUAAGAGAAAUACUAUUAAAGAUUCAGAUUAUAAUAGAUCAAUUCAUUCACCAAUAAGUUAUUUUUUGAAUUUCAAUGAUAAACCAGAUUAUAAUCAACAUUGUACAAAUCUUCAUUCAGAAUAUUGUCAUAUAAAUAAACAAAAUGCAGAUUCACCUACAUAUAUUCAUUCUGAGUAUGCAAAUAAUCUACCGAAACAAUUUCAUUCAACAAACCUACAAACUGAAAACAAUUCAUGUGAAAAUGAAUUACACAACAAAAGUGUUCAUUCACGUCGAAAUAACUUACGUUCUAUUCAUCAUCCAAAUUCUUCAUUUCAUCGAAAUUCAGACUUCUCUUCUGGAUCAUUGGAUAGAUUAAGGAGACGAUGUCAUUCAAUUGAAAGGGAAUUAGGUACAAUUGAAAGAGAUAAAUAUGAACAAACUUUAAGUAAUCCAAUACCAAGUGAUCCAAGAGUUGAUGCCUUAACAUCAGCUAAUAGAAUAUUACGUCAAAGAUUAUAUGAUAUACAAAAAAUACAAGAAAAUAGAGAACAUGUGUUGAAUAAAGCUCAUGAAAUGGUUAAUGGUUUGUUAAAUAAACAACAAAAACAAGCGUCCAUAAUACGUGAAAGUACACGAAACUAUGCACAAACACCAUCAACUUUAUUAACAACUAAUCAUGAUAUUAAUGAUGAUGAUGAUCAGAAUAGAAAAAGUUAUCCAACAAAUUUAUAUAAACCAAUGAUUAAAGAGGAUUCAUUGAAUUUACCUACUUAUACACCAACGAAAUAUGGACAUUAUCAUAAUCAACAUCAUCUACAAUGUCAUCAUGAUCCAAAUCAUAUCACUGAUUACUAUGGUCAACAUUCUAAUCAACAUUCACCAUAUAAUUACUUUCCCAAUCAACGGAAACCAUUUGAUUUUACAAAUCAUCAUUCAACCAAUGUAUUACUCGAAAAAUUACGUUCAGAUUAUGCAGAUUUAGCCAAUAGUGUUUAUCGUAUUGAAGAAAAAGCAAGAGAUGCUGCUUCUUCUGUACAAUCAUUAUUGAAACAAUUUCAAAUGGGUCUUAUUAUGGAACCGGUUAAUUUAAAUUCACUGAAUCAAUUAUCGAAUAGUGAUUCAUAUGAGUCAUUUAAUAAAGAAUCACAGUCGAACGAGUUAUAUGAUAAAUCUGUCAUGUUUAGAUUACAAAAAGCGAGAGAUACAUUAGAUCAAUUAAAAUCUGAUUCAUUUCGACCAUCAAUUAACUGCCAUAGACAAGUAGAUUAUACUGUACCAUUAACAAUAUCAGUAACAACAACGACCAAUUCAUUAUUAUCAUCAUCCUCAAUACCAUUAAUGACAACAACAUCUGGUACAGUUCCGUCAAAAAUUAAUCAUUAUAAUCUACAUGAACCAUAUCUCAAACAUCCUAAUAUGUAUAAUCAUCCGUACAGUAACCCAUUAAGAUCAACUUGGAAUAUUAGUUAAGCUUCAAAUAUCUGGUUUCAGUCAUUUCUAGUUAAUUAAAUUAAAGACUUGAUCAAACAACAGAACAAAUUAAUCUAACAGGUAGUAACAAUCUCCAAUUGACCUCAGGGAUUAAAAAUAAUGAAUUUAUAUAUUUGUUUCAAGAAUUGUCCUUAUUAUUUUUUUUGGCUUUUGCUUUUACUACUUAUAUCUAGAAUAGUAGAUAAAUAUAUGCAUGGUAUUUUGUUGUCAGUUUUUUAUACCAAAACUUUUACUAGCCUAAACGUUUUCUUUUUACCGAUCCAUGUUUCCUUUUUCGUUUUUGUUCUUUUUUUGGAUAGUCAUUCACUAUUUAUUUACUUAUACAAUUUCAUAAUAAUUUGUUUAAACUAAUUAAUUGAUUUGAACAGAUUGAGAAGAAAAAAUUAAAAAAAGAACAUUUUAUUACACAGUUACUAAUGUUUGUAAGAUUGAAAAUGUUGCGAAUUCCCCAGCAACAACAACUGUAACUACAAAAAAUGCUCAUAAAAAGUAGUACUAUAUC